AUGGCGGAUGCAGCGGCUGACUCACAUGCGGCGCAUGUUGCUGCUCAUGGCCCUGAUCCUAUCAAGUCUUCUGCGGAGGAGAACUCUUCAGCGAAGAAGGCAGAGUCAGACAUUGGACCUUCGAAGCCAGCAGAUGAUCCCUCCAGCAAGAUUUAUCCAUACAAUGCCUACCUACAUCCUUUUACGCUAUUGGCUAAGCCAGCGUUAUCGGGGGGCAAUGACCUGGCAUCUCUUCAGCAACGCUUACUCAUUCCUAGCCUUCUCCCUGCUGGUGUCAACUCACAGCUUCUGCUUGAAGAGCGCGAGCGAUUCAUCCAAGCGCGUAUACAGCAACGUAUACGUGAGCUAGAAUCGUUCCCUGCGAGCAUUGCACAGGUUCCUGCUACCCCCAGCCCUCAGCCAUCGGAUCUAACGAACUCUCGCAGUCGUGAUUCCAAUGCGAAGGUCAGAGCUCUUAUCGAACUUAAGUCACUACAUCUCCUUGACCGCCAGAAGCGAAUGCGCGAAAAAAUCCUGGCUAGCAUGAAUCUGGCUACAUCACUUGGGCUUGAUCGCUCAGCGUUCCGACGCGUUCGAAAACAAGCGCUUCGGGACGCCCGCGUUACUGAACAGCUCGAACGAAAGCAGCGUAUGGAGCGAGAGCGUAAGGUCAAGCAACGCCACACUGACUAUCUAACUCUGAUUUGCUCCCAUGGCAAAGAUAUGUUAACUGCUCAGGCAAAGGCUGCUGAUCAGGCCCGGAAAAUCGGCCGCUUGGUUCUUAAGCUGCACAAUGAUACUGAACGUGAGGAACAGAGGCGCAUUGAGCGAGUCGCCAAAGAGCGUCUCAACGCUCUAAAGGCUGACGACGAAGAGGCUUACUUGAAGCUGAUUGAUACUGCCAAAGAUACACGGAUCACACAUCUAUUACAACAGACUGAUGCUUAUUUAGACAGUCUUGCCCAGGCUGAUGACGAUGCGCACAAGGACUGGAGCACUGCUGAUACCAUUGAAGGCGGUGUUGUGGAUGAGACCACAUUUGGCGCAUCUCGCCAAGAUGAUCCUAGUGAUGACUCAAGCCGUGUGGACUACUACUCCGUGGCACACCGCAUCCAAGAGAAUAUUACGGAACAACCGUCAAUUCUGGUUGGUGGCAAAUUGAAGGAGUACCAAAUGAAAGGUCUGCAAUGGAUGGUAUCACUCUAUAAUAAUCGCUUGAAUGGUAUUCUCGCCGACGAAAUGGGUCUGGGUAAGACAAUUCAGACGAUUUCGCUGAUUACCUUCUUGAUCGAGAACAAGAAGCAGAAUGGUCCAUACCUCGUUAUUGUUCCCUUAUCCACACUGACCAACUGGGUGAAUGAGUUUAACAAAUGGGCACCUUCUGUUACUACCCUGGUCUACAAGGGAACACCUAACGUUCGGAAACAGCUCGCUGGUCAACUCAAGAUGGGUACUUUCCAGGUUCUACUCACAACGUAUGAAUAUAUCAUUAAGGAAAAGAAUCUCCUAGGAAAAAUUAAAUGGACUCAUAUGAUCAUUGAUGAAGGUCAUCGUAUGAAGAAUACCCAAAGCAAGCUUACUGUAACACUUACCCAAUCAUAUUCUAGUCGUUAUCGACUGCUUCUCACGGGUACUCCUCUACAAAACAACCUUCCCGAAUUAUGGGCGCUGCUCAACUUUGUGCUUCCAAAGAUCUUUAACUCAAUCAAAAGUUUCGAUGAAUGGUUCAACACUCCUUUCGUGAACACGGGCACGGGAGAUAAUAGCAUGCAGCUCAAUGAAGAAGAGGCAUUGCUUAUCAUCAAGCGUCUUCACAAGGUGUUGCGACCGUUCCUGCUCCGUCGUCUAAAGAAGGAUGUCGAGGCAGAGCUUCCCGAUAAGGUGGAGAAGGUUAUCAGGUGUCGCAUGAGUGCGCUACAGACCAAGCUCUAUCAGCAGAUGAAGCGUCAUAAGGUCAUUUUGGGCGAUGGAGGAAGCGGACCCGGUAAAAUGGCCAAACCCAUGGGAAUUCGUGGUUUACAAAAUGCUAUCAUGCAAUUGCGCAAAAUUUGUAACCACCCGUACGCCUUCGAACAGGUUGAAGCAACCAUUAACCCUACGAAGGAGAACGGCCCUGACUUGUACCGAGUAGCAGGCAAGUUUGAGUUACUUGAUCGAAUUCUUCCUAAGCUUUUUGCAACAGGCCACCGCGUCCUCAUCUUCUUUCAGAUGACGGCCAUUAUGGAUAUUAUGGAAGACUUUUUGCGUUUCAGAGGUAUCAAGUAUCUCCGCCUUGAUGGCUCAACAAAGCCCGAUGAUCGCUCCGUUUUAUUGAAACAGUUUAAUGACCCUCAAUCUGAAUACGACGUCUUUAUUCUCUCUACUCGUGCUGGCGGUCUUGGUCUAAAUUUACAAUCUGCUGAUACUGUAAUCAUCUAUGACUCUGACUGGAACCCUCACCAAGAUUUGCAGGCCCAAGAUCGUGCCCAUCGUAUCGGUCAAAAGGUGGAAGUACGCAUUUUGCGUCUGGUUACCGAGAAGUCUGUUGAAGAGACUAUCCUGGCUCGGGCCCAGUCUAAGUUAGAGAUCAAUGGUAAAGUCAUCCAAGCUGGCAAAUUCGACAACCAAGCUACAGCUGAUGAGCGCGAACUAUUACUUCGAGCUAUGCUUGAGGCGGAUAACGAAGAAGACGACGAGGAAGAGCGAGGUGAAUUGAACGAUGACGAACUCAAUGAAUUGCUUGCGCGCAGCGAAGAAGAGGUUGCCAAAUUCCAGGAAGUUGAUCGUGAGCGCCUGGCUGACGAGGAAACAGAAUGGCGUGCACUAGGAAACACAGGGCCUUUACCUGAUCGGUUAAUCCAGGAGAGUGAACUGCCGGAGAUAUACCAGCGUGACUUUGAUACCGAGGCAAUUGAUGGGACGGCCGAGGAACAGCCGCUUUCGCGCCGUCGUAAUGUUGUCCGUUACGACGACGGCCUUACUGAGGAACAGUUCCUUCGCGCGUUAGAAGAUGAAGAAGACCUCAAUGAAGUGGUUGAGCGCAAGCGUGAGCGUGCUGAAAGACGUCGACUAAAGCAGCAGACCAAGGAUGCCUCUAUCUCAGAUGACGCAUCGGCAGCUGACCGCAAGCGCAAAGUUACUGAGACUACUAGCUCUACUAUGACUGAGCCUGUGUCUGAGUCUAUCGCUGAUGGUACCAGUAAGCGUCGCAAGACGGACUCGGAAACGGACAAGCUCAAGACAGCCAUGAUGCGAUGCUAUUCUGCUGUUGAACAAUGUGAAGAUGAAGAAACAGGCCGACUGCGGAGUGCCUUAUUCACUGAUAUCCCCAAACGCUCCGAGUAUCCUGAUUAUCACAUUAUUAUCACUCAACCGAUCGCCUUAAGGCAAAUCAAACGUCGGAUUGAGUCGCAAUCGUAUGAAAGUUUGAAUGCCCUCCGAAGUGACUUCCAUCUGAUGUUUAACAAUGCCCGCACAUACAACCAAGAAGGUUCUUUUGUAUGGAAUGAUGCUGAAGAACUACAACGUGUAUUUGACGCCACUCUGGCAGAGGUGCAGCAAGAGUUGAAUACCAGCGAUAUGGAAGCUAGUACCGACAUUCCUUCAGUGAAAAAUGAGUCUAGGCACACCGAAGUAAUGCCUGAGGCUAUUUCAGAAGCUGACGAAUUGGCGGAGACACGCCCUAAGGUCGGGAUGAAAAUUAAACUGUCCAUGGGUCGGCGCAAGCGGACCUGA
This is a messenger RNA of Malassezia sympodialis ATCC 42132, 3693 nucleotides long. RefSeq lists its product as uncharacterized. Gene Ontology annotation, molecular function: histone binding; ATP binding. Gene Ontology annotation, cellular component: nucleus. The coding region runs from base 1 to 3693 and encodes 1230 amino acids. Lineage: Eukaryota; Fungi; Basidiomycota; Malasseziomycetes; Malasseziales; Malasseziaceae. The transcript is spliced from 2 exons. Gene Ontology annotation, biological process: regulation of DNA-templated transcription. The record is from RefSeq and is a predicted model, not a curated record.